AUGGCAUCAGGCACAGUUGAUGAGGCUGUUGACGUUUUUUACUCUAUCUUGUAUCGCAUAAUUGACCAAUUUAUACCAGUUGUAGACACAAGCAUUAACGAUGCAUACCCUGUGUGGUAUGAUCGUGCCCUCAUUAACUUGCUUAGGGAAAAACAGAAAGCUCAUCGGCGGUGGAAACGUUAUAAGAAUCCAUUGGAUUACGAUACGUUUUCAAUGCUCAGAGGGAGAAUGAACGUUAUGCAAAAUGCCUGUUAUCUUAAAUAUUUAGCACACUGCCAAAAAACCAUUAAAUGUAACCCUAAAAUGCUGUGGUCAUACGUUAACUCUAAACGUAAAUGUAAUACAGGAUAUCCAGGUAUAAUGACGUUAGACGACAAGCAGUUAACGGGCAGCGACGACAUUUGUGCAGCUUUUAAUUGUUACUUUAAGAGUAUGUUUGCUCAGCCAACUUGUUCUAGUUCUGUGGCGGGUCAGGCAUAUACCGGAGUAGACUCUAAUAGCUUCGCAGGCACUUUCUCAGUCACGCAAAAGACAGUUUUUAAGAUGCUUUCAAAGCUAGAUACUAAAAAAGGCGCCGGUGGCGACCUAAUUCCGCCAUUUUUUGUGCUAAAAUGUGCUGGGCCACUGUCCGUCCCCCUGUGCAUUAUCUUCAACCGAUCAGUUUCUGAGGGAAUUUUUCCUGCAAAAUGGAAAGAAGCUAGUAUAGUUCCUCUCCACAAAAAAGGUACUAAAUGCAAAAUGGAGAAUUACCGCCCAAUAUCGAUUUUAAAUGUUUUUGCUAAAUGCUUAGAGCGAGUUGUUUACGAUGAAGUUUACCCAAUGAUAAUAAAAGGAAUACCAGAAGAACAACAUGGUUUCGUAAAGGGUAGAUCGACAACGUCAAAUUUAAGCCUGUUUGUUAGCGACGUACAUAGAGGCAUGGGUUUUCAGUCUCAGGUUGAUGUGAUGUAUACAGAUUUCGAGAGAGCCUUCGACCGCGUUGAUCAUAUCAUACUGCUGCAAAAACUCCAACAGCUUGGUAUCACGGGGAUUUAUACAGGUGGGUAA
Molecule: messenger RNA, 1047 nt
Organism: Bombyx mori (domestic silkworm)
Lineage: Eukaryota; Metazoa; Arthropoda; Insecta; Lepidoptera; Bombycidae
Exons: 1
Coding region: 1-1047 (348 amino acids)
Source: RefSeq, a predicted model, not a curated record